ACAAUUAGAAGAAAAUCUCUUCUACUCAGUAAUUUUUUUUUCGCAAAUCAAUUAAAAUCGUAUUUUAAGUGAAAAUAUAAUUAAAAAUAAAACUUUAAAACAAAAUUCAAUAUACAAUCUUCAAAAUAACUAAAAAAUUCAAAAGAAAUAACAGAAUAAAAAAGGUAAAAUAUUGAUGAGAUGAAAAUUUUUGCAUAAACAAUUUCGUUUUUUAAUGAAAACAAAGAAGAACAAGCAACAAACGUAAAAGCCACAAAAAUUGUAUAGUAAACUAGAAGACGAACAAGUAACAAAAAAACCUACCAAUGAGAAAAAAUCGUAUCGUAUGUGUAGUAGUGUAAAAAAUAGUAAACUAGAGUAAAAGAAUGGAAUAGUAAUUGAAAGAGUGAGUGAAAAGAACAAAAAAAUUACGAUAUUUUAAAUGUAAUCGCAGAAAGCUAUGAAUGAAUAUUUGUGUUGAAAAUAAUUUUUGUUUUAAAAUUUCGAAAUUUCUUCCAAAGAGUUUCUUUGGACCAGCAAUUGUGAUACAUAUAUUUUCGAGAAAAAAAAAGGAAACCGGUUCCGGCUUUCUUCUAAAAGGACGUACUAAAAUUGUGGCAAGACGACUAAAAACCAACAAUAACAACGGAAACAAUAUGUGUAAAGUAUAAAUAUUAUAAGAAAAACAAAAUUGUUUUAUAUUUAAAACUUAUUGUCAUCAUGUUGGUUGCAACACCGGGACAGACAACAGCUUACAGUACAAUACACAAUAAUAAUAACAACAACAGUAGUAGUAAUGGUGGUGGCGUUGGCAGCAACACAGUGGCGGCUGCAACUACAACCAAAAAGUCCAACAGCUUAAACUCCACAAAUACAACAGCCUCGGGUACACCGAAAUCUUUGAACAACAAUAAUAGCCAUACGGCAGCGGUGGUGGCAAAUAAAAAUUCUCUUAAUUCCAAUACACAACAAUCUUACCAUAAUCAUACAAAUCUCAAACAUGACAGCAUAGUAUCCCAUAAACUUCAACAACAAAACAAAAUGACAGCCACAUCUUCCAGAGAAGCAAUUUCAUCGAACCUUACAGCUGCUGCAACAACUCAUUCCUUAAAAAACGAAAAUUCCACCAGUAACACAAACACUACCAACAAUACCACCACCACCAACAUCAUCACCUCCAACUCCUCGAGCAAACAACAAAGUUUUAUACAAACUCUUAAAGAUUCUGUACAAAAAGCUUUAAUUACCACAACCGGCACUAGUGGCAGCGGCCACAAUUCCAUUGUCACUAAACUUUCCACUGAUAAUAAAUUACCAACAAAUAGUAAUAAUUUGACAACGUCCAUACACAAUGUCACCUCAUCUUCCGCAGCCACAACCCAUAAUGCAACUAAAGUCUCUACGACUACAACAUCUACCAAUUCGAGCAAUUCAACAGCUGCUACUCAGUCCUUGUCGUCGUCAACAUCAUCGUCAGUGUCUCUGGUUCGUAGUAAAUAUUUUUCAUGUUCAUUGUCUAAACUGCAUACGGUGGCGCCCACUAUAAUACAUCGUUAUCCGGAAGAGCGCCAGCAUGCUAGCAGUACUGAUAGUCUGCAAAAGGAAAUGUGCCAUUUUAAACCGAUACGUAUAGUGCCCACAACUCCAUGGAAGAGCGGCAGCAAAUCUCGUGGCAAUUCAUUGCGUUUUCCCAAAGCAAAUCUUGCCACUAAAAAAACUGAAUUUGUUUUAAAAUCCAACUGUGAUGUUAAUAAUAGAAAGAAGAGACAACAACAAAAUCGUACACAAACUGAUAAAAUCAAUUUGGAUAAAGAUGAUGAUAAUGAACAAGAAAAUAAAGAAUUUCAUGGAAUCUAUAAACCAAAGCCAAGCUUAACUUGUUUAUCCACCUCCGUUACCACACCAAAUCAUCAAUCGGCUUUUGUGUGUUUGGUAGCCCAAAUGAAGAGUCUCGUAAAUCUACAGUCCAAAAAACAACAAACCCCUAAUGUUGUAGAGGGAGGCAAUAAUGAAACCAUCAAAGAAUUAUAUGUAAGAAAAAAACCAGCCAAUAGAAAGUCUUUGACGGCCAGGGAAAUAGAGUCAGCAAAGGAAUUGUCCAAGAGUCGCACAACUCGUCUGACAUUAAAUAAACGUGUCUCAAAUAGCACCACCAACAACAAAACCACCACACUAAACACUUCAAAAGAAAAUGUUAAACGAACAAAUGCCAAAUCAAAUAAUAGUAUUUCCAAAUCAUCAACGGCGGCAAUAACAAAAGCCAAAUCACGCAGAAAAUUAGGACGUGCCAAAUCGAAAACCAUUAACCUGGUUAACUUGGCCUCCACAAGAGGCAAAGGAAAAUUACAAAAUAGUGUGUCUAUGCCGGCGGUAGUGAGUAAUGAAGCCACGGCCACCGCCACAGUGAACAAAAGAUCACGUAAACGUAAACUAGAUCCAGAAGAAGAUGAAAUAACUUCACCCAAUAAAAUCACUUCCAGUAAAUCUCUAGCCCUAGGAGCACGUAAAAGUACUAGACUAUCUAAGGAUAUGACUAGCAACACAUUUAAAUCACCCAUCACUACUACUAACCUCAAAACAUCUCAAAGAACACGCAAGAAUCCCACAACGGUUGUAUGUUUUUCACCACCAUUAACACGUUCCCGACUGAAGCAUUUAGCCGAACAGGGUUCCUUCCUUAAUGGCAAAUUUUCAUCGAAGGACAAUACUCAGUAAAUAAUGAAGAAGAAACUCAACGUAUACUAUAUGCGCUGUAAUUCAAAUGGUAGCCCAUUCUAAUGGAUGUAUUGUCUGGUGGGAGUCUUUGAAAGCAGACAAGUAUAGAAAGCUAUUCAAUAAAGUCCAAAUAUGUGUCUUUUUGGGGAUUACAGGUGCUAUAGAAAGUACACUACAAACGGCAUUGGUUAUCCUACUAUAUCUUUCCCCUAUUGAACACUAUGUAGACGGUGUGGCAUUCCUGUUCAUGGAAUAUUUUUGUAUGUCGGACAACAAAGUUUUCGAAUAGAGACGAUUGAUUUGGAUUCGAUAAACUGUUCACGGGAUUUCAAGGGAAAUUCCCAACAAUCUGGGAAGCAAAGAAACUGAUACGGGAUCAUAGAAUUUCAACUGUCAGACAGCACUCAGGCUAUUGAUAUGACAUACAGUACAUUCUUGCAAGACUCGGAGGGAAGGGGGUAAAAUCACACUUUUGCACUUUUAAUGCAUUAUUUCUGAAAGAUUCCGAAGCAUUUCUCUACUAGUUCUAGAUCAUUAAAAUGGAUUGCAGAGAAUCUAACGCUUUAUGGCCAAAACUUGUUGCAAAGGUUACCAAUAUACUUACGGAACUUGGCAAAUGUAGUAGAAGGUUGUGAAGGUGACAUUGCUCCAUUAGAGCUUUUUUUUAGUAAACGGAACAAUAACCUACCGGGCACGCCAUUCAGUUUCUUGGGCUGUUGGAAUCGCGAAUUCUAGCGUCCUUAAGUGCCAUAAAACAGAAAUCAUGAAGCUUACUAAAUUGUCCUGUUCAUAUCAGACUGACAUCAACCAGAUCCUUAAAUUUGCGGUCUUUAGUUGAAGAAAAUAUAAAUCCGUUAGAUGGUGUUUUGGGAGGCCCCUCCGUUAACAUCCCAGUAGGAACUGCUUUGAUAGCUUGGUGUUAUGUUCCAUAACCGAAGAUCUUCAUCUCGUCAUGUAUGUAGGUGUUCUUCUGACGUCAUUUGUAUACAGCCUGUUACUGUUCUAAGGGCUGCAUUUUGACAGCUUUCGAACUUCUUCCAUUAUAUAUCGCUAACUCUCGGAGUCCACACUGGCGUAGUUUACCACUGUCCGAGCAAUCGUUUGAUUGCAGUGGUGUGCGCGUAGGACAUAAGGAGGCUAUCGAAUUUGACACCAAGUAUUUUGGAAUAAUUUACCGUCGGGAUUUUGGGAUUUUUUCGCCAUCGACUGUCGCAUCCAAUUCUAGAACUACUUCCUUUGUCCAAGCAGUGAAGAUAGGAUUUUGUCGGUGAUAUUUUCAAAUUCCUCAAAUGGAAGAAGCUGGAAAGAUCACAUAAGUAAAUGUUUACAAACCGCAAAGGCCAUCAAUACUAUUGCCCUUAUCCGUGCCCAAUAUCGAGCCGUCAUCGGCGUACGAUGACAUGUUUAGAAAUAUAGAAAUUAAACAGGACUCGCGAAAGGACCUUGGGGAACUCCCAUUUAAAUUCUACGAGACUUGGAUCUCUGGUUCCUAAACUCCACGAAUAACUGUCCUCCAAACAUUUAAUUCACUAGCCAUCUCUUGGUAUUGGCGGAGAGAUCUGUUGUAAAAUAUCUCUGAAGAGAAUGGCGCCAUUGACCAUAUCAAAAGCUUUUGAUAGAUCGAGUUGAACAAGGGCCGUACGUUGACUUAAUGGGGCCUUAUUAAGGCCGUGGUAAGCUUGUGUGGUGAUGGCAGUUAAAUCUGUUGUUGUUCUGUACUUUGCACGGAAUCCGUGUUGAUGUGGAUAUUGUUGUAACUCCGGAAGGAGUAGUGUCGAACGAUUGUAAACCAAGUUGUUUCUACAAUUAUAUUCCAGUCAAAGUAUCGAAAAUACAUGGGCU
This is a messenger RNA of Lucilia sericata (common green bottle fly), 4536 nucleotides long. Its product is annotated as serine-rich adhesin for platelets. The record is from RefSeq and is a predicted model, not a curated record. Lineage: Eukaryota; Metazoa; Arthropoda; Insecta; Diptera; Calliphoridae. Bases 700 to 2694 code for a protein of 664 amino acids. The transcript is spliced from 6 exons.